AUGGACGGACGGUUUAAGAAGACAUUCGGCCAGCACUUACUGAAAAAUCCCGGGAUAGUGACUACGAUGGUGGAUAAAGCACGCAUACGAGCAACAGACACUGUCUUGGAGAUAGGCCCAGGAACUGGGAAUUUGACUCUGAAGCUUCUGGAUAAGUGCAAGAAGGUAGUUGCCGUGGAGAAAGACAGGAAGAUAGCUACUAACUUAAUCAAGAGAGUAGGCAGCAGAAAGACAAAGCUGCAACUCAUCAUAAACGAUGCUUUAGAAGUAGAAUAUCCAUACUUUGAUCUUUGCGUCUCGAAUACUCCGUACCAAAUAAGCAGUCCCCUCGUCUUUAAGCUUCUAGAGUCUCCAUUUCGCGUGUGUAUCCUGAUGUUCCAGAGGGAGUUUGCUAAUAGACUCUGUGCGACUCCAGGGAGUUCAAGCUACUGCAGACUUUCUGUCUCCGUGCAGGCGAGAGCUACUGUCCAGCACAUCAUGAAAGUCUCGAAGAAGAACUUCCGGCCUCCUCCGAAGGUUGAGUCCAGCAUCGUCCGGAUUGAGCCCAGGAGGAAUAAGAUAGAUAUAGACCUCAACGAAUUUGACGGGAUGCUGAAAAUAUGCUUCAGCCGAAAGAAUAAGACGAUAGGAUCUAUCUUCAAGCAGAGUGCGAUUAAAAACCUCCUUUUCACGAACAAAGAUAAGAUAGAUUCACUUCCUGAAGAUGCUGUGGAGGACUCUCCGGAUGAGCCCACUAGAAUAUCCCCGGAGGAGGAGAAGAGACUUCUGGGGGCCCUGGAGGAGAGCCGCCUGGACAAGGAAAGAGCUUCAAAAAUGACAGUUGAGGACUUUCUGUUUCUCCUUAUUAAGUUCAAAGAGGCAGGAAUCUCCUUCUCCUCCUGA
This is a messenger RNA of Nematocida major, 882 nucleotides long. RefSeq names its product 18S rRNA (adenine1779-N6/adenine1780-N6)-dimethyltransferase. The transcript has a single exon. Gene Ontology annotation, cellular component: mitochondrial matrix. Gene Ontology annotation, biological process: rRNA methylation. Gene Ontology annotation, molecular function: rRNA (adenine-N6,N6-)-dimethyltransferase activity. The record is from RefSeq and is a predicted model, not a curated record. The coding region runs from base 1 to 882 and encodes 293 amino acids. NCBI's taxonomy places the organism in Eukaryota, Fungi, Microsporidia.